Molecule: messenger RNA, 2217 nt
Organism: Plasmodium knowlesi strain H
Lineage: Eukaryota; Apicomplexa; Aconoidasida; Haemosporida; Plasmodiidae
Product: 3'-5' exonuclease, putative
Exons: 2
Coding region: 1-2217 (738 amino acids)
Biological process (GO): nucleobase-containing compound metabolic process
Molecular function (GO): 3'-5' exonuclease activity; nucleic acid binding
Source: RefSeq, a predicted model, not a curated record
AUGCAAAAAUGGGGAAUGAAAUUGAAGGCGAAGCGGCAACCUCCGUUUUUUGUGAUCAGGUGUGAUGGAGGAAUUCAAUCUAAGAAUCUGUUUUCAAGGGGGAGAAGUACGCUCGAAGUGAACCGCGAUACGAGUCUACCAUUUCGCCGGGAAAAAUAUGUCGUACUUGAUGUGUAUGACUGUUUCGACGAGUUAACAAAUUGGAAAAGGAGUUACUUAAAAAAUGUAGUUGGGAAUACCUUUAUGAGAGUUAAUUUGAGCCUCCUUUCGAGCAGGAAGCGAUACAGUCAUUGUUACUGUACCGACAACAAAGUCUACGUGAAGGGAGAAAUUUACGACAUUCUUCCCCCCCUAUGUAGGGGCAAAGAAAUCGAAGCCAUUGUGGCGAACUUGAUUUUCUUCAUUUUAAAAUUUGUGAAUCUUAAAAAUGUAGAAACAGCAGAGGAGUAUAAGGAGAACAUAAAAAACGUGUACACCAACUUGAUCAGGUGUUACCACAAGAUUUUUGCAGAUAAAGGAAUACAUGGCGAGUAUAUUUUUUGCAUUUUUAACGAUGAAGUUGUAAAAUAUGUUAGUCCUUCAUUGAAGAAAAAUAAAAAAAACAUCAUCCAGGAAAUUGUGCUAAACAGCUUAUGUUUUUUUUUUAAAAAUAAUGAAAGACAUAAAAACAGAUUAGACCCCAAUUUGAUGUGCGAAAUUAUCAAGUAUAGAAAAUUCUUGUACAUAUUAGAGUGCAUAUCCUUUGAUCACCACCUGUUGAGGGAAGGCUUGACUGCUCGCAAUGUGGACUAUCUAUUUAGUAACUUUUUAAACAACCGAGCGUAUUUCUGUCAGGCCAUUUCCUUAGCCUCCUUCUUUCUGUCUGAUGAGCAUAUAGGUUUUAGUUCUCCCUUUAAGGAAAACAGCGCUUAUAACUGCAGGAUUCUGCUAAAGUAUAUACUACAAGCUCAGUCCAAGAAUUGUCUCUUCUUAUUUUUGGAUGGAAUCAAGUGCGAGGAUUUGAAGAGGGGCGUCUAUCGAUGGCUGACAUCUGUGGAUGAAUCAUCAGGGUUCUUUGCCGACUACUGGGGAUACCUCGCGGUGCGGGAGUACCUACUGCUAAGCAAGGCAAAGGAGAAGGAACAAGCCCAAGGGGGGUCGCGCAGCGACGGAACCCUUAGCAAAGGAACCAUCAACGAAGGAACCCUUAACGGAGGAAUUCGAGACGGAAUUUGCGUCUCAUGGGAGAAGAAGCCACUCCAUCCAUACAGUGACUACUACGUGCUUCCAGAAGAAAUGAGAAACAUAAAAAUAGUAACUAAUGUAGAAAGUUUGAAUAUGAUGAUAGGAACGAUAAAGUUGGCUCAGGAAAAACACUGGAUGGAUAACAUAUACAACGAUGACAACGUGUACACAUCCCAAUCAUGCAACCACAUAAUAACUGCAGAAGAUAUUAAUAACCACUUGAGGGGGGGAAAGAAGAAGUAUUACAUUGGCAUUGAUGUGGAAUGGAACAGAAACCAAAAGGCUAGCAUCAUUUCACUCGCAACAAUGGACCAUAUUUACCUAAUCGAUCUGCUAGUGAUGGAUUAUAAUUACAAACUUUUAAUUCAAUCGUUUUUUAAAUGGUUACUUGAAAACCCGUUCAUCUGUAAGCUCUUUUACAACUUCUCCUGCGACAUGCGUAUUUUAAAUUCUUUUUUUCAAGGAGUAUCAAAUGUGUAUACCUACCUGAAUGUGACCGAUCUGAAGGACCCCCUAAUUUUUCACAAGAAAAGUGGGAGCAAUCUGGACAUUUCGGAUAGUGCUGUUUCCGCUGAAUUGUUUAACCGAAAUAUAAUUGAUACGAAUAACAUUGAGUUAUUUAAACAGGUAACAACAAGUAGCUUUCGCGACUUCAAGGGCAGAGUGAAACAUGGAGAUGGUGAUCAUCUGGGGGGAAAGAUCAAUGUACAUCCAAGUAACACAAGUGAUAAGAUUCAUUUUAAGAGUCUGAAUCAUUUGUGCCAACAAAUCCUUGGAAAAAAAUUAAAUAAACAAUUGCAGUUAUCCAACUGGAGUAGAAGACCAUUAAUGGAGAGUCAAAUAUGUUACGCCGCCACCGAUGCCUAUGUCCUCAUCGUGUUGGAACAACUCCUCAUUGAGAGGAAUUAUUGCUCCACCUGUUUCUCAAAUAGUAGUAGCCUUAGUGAUUUAUUUGUUCAAAAAUACAAAUGUAGGAAUUGUUCAUGGGAAUAG